This is a messenger RNA of Carica papaya (papaya), 2355 nucleotides long. Its product is annotated as SEC14 cytosolic factor family protein / phosphoglyceride transfer family protein. NCBI's taxonomy places the organism in Eukaryota, Viridiplantae, Streptophyta, Magnoliopsida, Brassicales, Caricaceae. The record is from RefSeq and is a predicted model, not a curated record.
UUCGUGGCGCUGCCACUCAGGAGAACCGUUCGUUUACCGUUGAAUCGCUCGGUGCUUUCUAGCUGUCACGUGUCAAUCACGAGAACCGUCUCUGCCAAAACUUUCGCACGUGUUGGGUCCCGCUUUGGCCCUUACCAUGCCUCCGAGUUCUAUGGUCUCUUGUUUUCUCUGGUUUGAUGAUGGCGAUGGCGGGACUGAUCUAGAGAAGGCAACAUCACCGAGCUCAAAAGCUUCCUUCCAAUUUCCCUGUAAUGGACACAACAAUUAAUUCGUCCAGACGAUCAAACCAAAUUGGCGUUCUCUUUAAGUUUCAAAUCUGCUCAAUUCAGUAGGACUUAAUCUUCAUUUCCUCGAAGUAGGGAUCCGAAUUCCAAAUAUGAAGAGUUUAUGAAGAUAUUAGAUUGGUGUCUAUUCAAUAUUUAUCCAGUUUGGCUGGAACAGUGUCGGAAUUACAAUUGCAUUCUCUGGUUCUUAUAGAUCUUGUCUGAUCAUGUUUUUGUCCUCCCUUCAUGAUGGUUCUAGCCAUAGUAGUGGUUUAUACGAACAAAUCUGUAUUGCCGUUUCAAAUGUAAUGGAGUACUAAUUAACAAAGAGUCCACUUCCGGCAUCAAGUAUUCAAUUUCACUUCAAUGGGAGACUCACUUCAGGGUUCUGUUAUUAGUAGAAAUUCUAAAGCAAUUGGCUUAGUUGCUGGGAAAACAGUUUCUAAAAAAGAUCCAGUUGCAUCUGGCCCUAAAGCUCUUCCACGGAGUACUUAUAAGAACAUAGCUUCAUUAAGCAGUAGAAAUGGUGGCGGUGCAGCUGGUCAUAUAGCAAUUUUCUUAAUUAAACUUGCAGCCUUAGAGGCAGUACGAAGAGUUUCAAGGGCCAAGUGUCCAUAUAUUUGGCGCGGACUUCAAGCUUUGCAAGUUCUAUGCUAUCCACCUCUUAAGUGGAUUCAGAGAUGGGCUCCCUUAAGAGGACUAGUUACAGGGAUGCAGAUGCUGUCAAGGCCAUUAUUAGUGCUUUCAGUUACAACUGCUGUUACCGAACAUUCAGACAGCAGGAGUGAAAACUCGGAUAGUGUCAGUGUUUCCCAUGAAUAUUCAGAAUUACAUUCUGAGAUAUCAUCGUUGCAGUAUCCCUUGGAUGGAAGGGUUGAUGAUGAAACUCCUGGAAGUCUAGCAUCUGAAGAUUGGUUAAUACGAGUCCACAGAGAGCUCGAAAAUCAGGGGAUUAGCUUACCAGAAAGAAUCAAUGAGGAUGAGCUUCGUAGAUUUUAUGCUGCUGCAAAUGGUGACUUUUCAUGUUUGUUAUCGUCUAUUAAAAAGACCAUCCGUUGGAGGGACGCUUACAGAAUUCUUUCUGAAGUGGAACUUGAGCAAUGGUCAAGUAUGGUUUUCUGGCAUGGAUUUGAUGUGAAGAACCGGCCUUGUCUUGUCGUACGACUUGGGCAGGCUUGCUUAAACUUGCCUUCUCAUGAGAGACCUCGCUUUGCUCAAGCAGUUGUAUCUCAGGUGGAACACGGAGUCCUACAUUUAGUUGAUCCAGAAAAUCGUGAAAUUACAGUUUUGGUAGAUUGUGAAGGACUAUCUCCAUUAAGAAUUCCCAUGCAUAUGAUGAGGUCUUGUUCUUCCCUUCUCCAAGAUCACUUUCCUAACCAUCUUGGCUGUUUAUUUGUGAUACGCCUUCCUGCUGUUGUUCGAGUCAUUGCUCAGACUUUUAUUCAAGUUCUGAAGCCUGUCACUCGGAGGAAGUUAAAAAUUGAAGGUGAAAUGUUCUGCAAGGUUCUCUUUGAGCAUCUUCAAACCCUUCCAUCAUAUCUAGGUGGUCAUUGUACAUGUACAAUAUGUUCAAAUAUGAGCAACCGAAACAUUCAGUCGCUUGCAAACGGUGCCAAUUGGAUAGGACGGUCACAUGCAAGUAACUACGUAGCAAACAUAGCAGUGAAUGAUAGUGAGGAUAUUUCAACUCCUCAUCUUGUUUUUCAAGAUGAUGUUGACGUGAAUGGUAACUGUGACCAGAUUUUAAGGACGGCUGUAAUAAGUUUGCUUAUGUUGUGGGUUUUGAUAGCUUUAAUAGCCGGAAUCUAUGAUCCUGAAAGCCGUCCCUCUUACCUUGCAUGAGUUGUAAGUCGGAUAUUGGUCCUUUGAAUUGCUUCCUCAAUGCCAGGUGCCAAUUAUUGAGAUUGUGGCUCAUAUUUGAGAGAACACCAUGCUCACAGCAAGCUUCAGGGAAGGGGUCAUACAGAAUAUAUUCGCUUUAGAUUACAUAAAUAGAUUAUAAAUUUUAAUUCUAGGUACCUAUAAAUUAUUAUACUAUUUGGGAAUCCAUUGUUUAAGUUUUAGUAACUUCAGUAUUUUAUUAUUAGUAGUA